AAAAUUUUGUACUGUACUUUACUUCUAAUUUACUCAUUCUUGUUACGUAUAUAAUAUAUUUUGUCAUUUACUGUAUAAAUUAUAUUAUUCUGUUCUCGUUCAUUCUCGUUGCCCGUAGUGGUGCCAUUGCUGCAUUGGUAUUGCCAAUUGAAAAUUUUUAAAAGUAGUUGCUGCUUGACGACAAGUUUAGGUAAUUAUCAUAAAUUAUGGGACCAACAUUUUCGUAAUGGCCCACCAGAGUCCAGAUCAAUAAAAAAGUGCGUGACUUAUCAGUUAUAGCCAUUUGUUUUGUGAGUGAGUUCAUGCAUUCCGUCCUUCUUACAUCGACCGCGAUAGUUUAAAGAAGUAACAUCUGGAACUGAUUGAAAAUGUUUUACGCACAUUUCGUGCUGAGUAAGAAAGGCCCUUUGGCUAAAGUAUGGUUGGCCGCACACUGGGAACGCAAGCUUACCAAAACUCAUGUGUACGAAACGGAUAUCGAAGAAACUGUGGAAAAUCUUCUAAAUCCCAAGAUUAAAUUGGCACUGCGCACAUCUGGGCACUUGUUGUUGGGAGUAGUACGCAUUCAUUCACGCAAAGCGAAAUACCUGCUGCAAGACUGCAAUGAAGCGCUCAGCAAAAUCAAACAGGCGUUCCGACCUGUUAUCAUUGAUUUGCCACCGGAACAGCGCAUGGCCAGUAAGAGCUCGAUCACACUGCCAGCGCAAGAAAAAGAAAUCAACUUCACACAGCGGGAAUUUGCCAUGGUUGAAAUUGAUUUUGAGCUGGAUAUGGAAGAACUCAGCGACGCUGAGCUCAAAAAGCGAUUCGAAGCGAACCAGGCAGAUCCUGACAGCAUUACCCUUAAAGAGACGAUUAUCGGGCUUACCAAGGGAAUUGUAGAUGACACUCUUCAGGAUGAUUUCGGCGAAAUGAACCUGAAUCUGGACGAUCUGAUGAUGAGCAGUGUCAUUCCUGAAGAACCGGUGCGUCCCGCAGACGGUGAGAGACAACCAUCGCUCAGCGAGGAAGGAAAACUGUUACCGGAGAUCCAAGUGGUUCCAGACUCAGUUGAUUCAGGGGUUGAGCCGUUUCCCGAAAUCCCCGCUGUAGCACCCGGCAGUACUGAUCUCCCACCCGGACAAGAGCUCUUCACCGGCGAACGAUCACGAGCUACUUCUGUUGCCCAUUCCAUUGGUCCGUCUGAAGCUGCCAGUGUGCGGCAUUUAGAUGAUUUGGCGGCAGUCUUUCCGGCACUUCCUGGUGGAAAUCAACCGAUUAAGGAUCGUGUCAGAGCAAAGCGUCGGCGGCGUUUAAUCAUCGAUGAGCAGAAAGUCAUCUCCAGUGAUCAGAUGCGGGCUCAACUACAAGAUCCCAGCGAUAUUGUUCGCACUCUUGAGCUUGGCCCAAGGAGCGAUAAGCUGUUGUAUUUACGGGAAGUUACUAUGGGAGAUAAGAUGUGGAAAUAUCCAGGAAUCUAUUUUGAGGAUGGUGUUAUGGGAUUGUCACAAAAGCUGACCAAUUUCUUUGCGGACGCUUUCAACCACGCUGUUGUACCUCGGACAGACCCGGCGGACAGUUUUUUCCCGGAUAAGUUGGAUAACAGUGUAGAACGGUAUUCGCAGAUAUUCCAGGAUGCACUCAAUUACACCAAUUAUGCAGACGAUGCAGAGCUGCCUCAGCCAGGAUUCAAUAGCGUUCUCGUUCAAGAUGAUUUUGAUGUACGAUCACCGCAGUCGAAGGGAAAGCGAUCCCAUCAUACAAUGGAAGGGUCUCCGGACAUGCAGGUGCCGGGCUCAGACGUUCUCUCAUCCGAUACACAGCGACCGGCUAAACGCCGUGCUGGUGACGAAGGGGAAGGGGAAGAUGAAGAGGCGCAUGCGGAGGAUUAUGACAAGAUGAGCAAGCGAACGAAAGAGGUUUUCGACCAGUUCUCUGCGCUUUUAACCCGUCGUCACACUCCUCGACACAGUAAAUCCGACGGAUCGCAGUCGGUCAAUUUUGAAGAGCUUAUCCGGGGACGGCGAUCUCGAAAGGAAGUGGCGCAGCGCUUCUACAGUGCCCUCGUGUUGAAGAAACUGCAGGCUGUGGAUGUGGAACAGGAGGUCCCUUAUGGGGAAAUCUGGUUAAAGAAGGGAUCACGGUUUAUAGAAUUUUCAAAAUAGAUGAGUCAUAUCAGUGUCUUGUAAUGGUUGUUCAGUUUUGCAUUCGUUCUAUCAAUUUAUAGAGGAUCGUAUUGUUAUACUUUUUGAAUUGCCUGCGUGUGCGCGUUAUUUACAAAGUUGUUAGUAUUCCUGCCGAAACAUUGAUCUGUCUCGUGGCAUGAGUGCACAUUUGUAUUGCUAGAAAACUGCUGAGUUUGUUAAGUGCCAGUAAAACUG
Messenger RNA from Paramacrobiotus metropolitanus, 2360 nucleotides. Its product is annotated as double-strand-break repair protein rad21 homolog. The coding region runs from base 369 to 2144 and encodes 591 amino acids. Gene Ontology annotation, cellular component: synaptonemal complex; cohesin complex. The transcript has 10 exons. Lineage: Eukaryota; Metazoa; Tardigrada; Eutardigrada; Parachela; Macrobiotidae. Gene Ontology annotation, biological process: mitotic sister chromatid cohesion; synaptonemal complex assembly; replication-born double-strand break repair via sister chromatid exchange. Gene Ontology annotation, molecular function: protein binding; chromatin binding. The record is from RefSeq and is a predicted model, not a curated record.